Molecule: messenger RNA, 3816 nt
Organism: Andrographis paniculata
Lineage: Eukaryota; Viridiplantae; Streptophyta; Magnoliopsida; Lamiales; Acanthaceae
Product: calcium-transporting ATPase 12, plasma membrane-type-like
Exons: 2
Coding region: 517-3621 (1034 amino acids)
Cellular component (GO): intracellular membrane-bounded organelle
Molecular function (GO): nucleotide binding; P-type calcium transporter activity
Source: RefSeq, a predicted model, not a curated record
CUGAUCCUGCUGAGUAGGAUCAAACUGCGUCUGAGGUCAUUUCUUAAGUCUUUAUUAUAUUUCCUGGAACCUUCCUUCACUUGCGAUUAGGAAGGCAAAAACUAGUGAGCAACGUUACCAUGGAGGAAAACUGCAUGAACCCAUCGCCAAUUACUUGGGAAGAGUUGGGAAGGGAAGCAAGCAAGAUGACACACUCACACUGACUGUGCAGUUGAGUUGAAAAUUGGUUGGUUCCAUCAGUAAAAUCCAACUGAUCUGGUGAAUCUCCAUGCGCUAUUUAGCGUGCAUUGACUGGUGAUACCGGUCCGACGCGUUAUUGAAUCAGUUACUGACGUCUGUAAAUCGGAGGCAGGAAGUUUCUCCCGAGCUUCCUGGAAACCUGUGUUUGUUCGAUUCCAUUUUUCAAUCUCCUUUGAACGCUUGUGAUGAAUUGUGUUUAUAAAUUGUUUCGUGUAGGACUCAGUUUUUUAUAUCCUUGUCUGUACCUUUCGAUCCUUUGUUGUGUUGUUAUCUGCGAUGGAUUCGGCGGAGAAUGAGGUUUUCGAUAUGGAAGCUCAGCUGAAAUCCUUUUUGGAUCCUCAAUUGGCCGAAGAAGUUGCUGGGACGACGACGACCACCACCACGACCGACAUCAAUGCUGCUGCGAGAAAGAUGUUUUUCAGAAUCAUUUUGCUUAAUCGUUCUGCUACACGUUUCAAACUUGCAGCUGCCGAUGUUCACUCUGACUAUGGCGUCAUAGGAAGCUCCGAUCACCAGCAACUGUUGAUUCAGGGUUCCGGCGAUGCGGCGCCGGCUGCGGAGGUUCCGAUGGAGAUAUUCAGUGCUCCGUCGGCCUCCGCCGACGAGUGCGAGCAGAAUAGCCGACUCCAGUUGAAAAACAUCAACGAAAUCGUGAGGGGAAAGAAGCUCGACGACCUCCACAGGUAUGGUGGAGUGAGCGGAAUUGCAGAAGCAUUGAACACCGAUCUCCUGAACGGAAUUUCCAUUGACGAAGCAGAGAUCAUCGCACAAUCCGUGGGAGCAGCUGGUCAGAUAAUUGAAGCCACGGCCAUGUUUCUCCACUCCCUCCUUGCCGCUUGCAAGAAUUUAACCUUCUUCCUUCUCUCCAUUGCUGCUAUUUUCUCCUUCAUAUCCGGCGUCAUAGAAGACGGCUUAGCCCAAGGCUGGUAUGACGGUGCAGUCAUAUUUUUAAUCGCCAUUGCCAUCGUUGUUUUUCCGGCUACGCUCAAUUAUUGGGGGGAAAGGAUGUCGCGCAACAAAUUGGAGAAUCUUUGGGAGAUGGCAAAGGUGCGAGUAGUCAGAAAUGGUUGCCCUGUCUUCGUGCUGGCAGAUGCUCUUCGAAUUGGCGACAUAGUAGUACUAAGAAAGGGUGAUCAGGUCCCGGCGGAUGGUAUAUUUGUCGAUGGUGAAUCCCUCGAGGUAGUCGGGGAAUAUCAUCAAUCCACCAUUAAUGGCCUCAAUCCCUUCAUACUGUAUCCUUCGAGAGUGAUAAAUGGAGAUGCUAAGAUGAUCGUGACAGCAAUCGGCAUAGACACCGGGUGGGGAGAGAUGCUCAAUAAUGCUGUUAAAUCCGAUAACAAGUUCAAGUUAGAGGAUUGCCUCCAUAAGGUGAACACCUGCAUACACUAUACUGGGCUGCUUAUAGCCAUCCUGAUCAUCGUUGUUUUGUUUCUUCGGUUUAAGGCAGGAAAGUUAGAUGAUGGGAAUGGAUCAUACAUGCCAGAUCCAAAGGGAGAACCUACAAGAGUAAAGACCAUACUAGAGGAGAUCAAAAGGAUCUUUACCAAGUCGAAAGGGACCGCAAGAAUUCUUACAACACUAUUAGGUGUUUCACUUCUUGGAAUAAUGGAAAGCCUGCCCUUUGUCAUCUGUAUCGCCAUCAUGAUCUUGAACCGUAAAGCGUUAGCCUACAAAGCUUCGAUGAGAGAAUACCUAGCCUGUGUGAAGAUGGCGUCGGUUACGACAGUUUGCUCGGAUAAACACGGUGGGCUAACAGAGCAUGAAUUUGCUGUUGACAAGUUCUUUGUUGGGGGAGAAUUAGUGAGCGAAAGCUCUGUUGUGGCGUCUGAUGUGCUUGAAGGCUUAUGCGACGGCAUUCGCACUCUGUUUUUGAUCCGUCGAAGAGGUGGUUGUUGCGACCCAAAAUUGGAUCAGCUAAUCUCUUGGGCAGAGACAACUUGGGGGAUGAAAGAAGAAUCGUCUUUUGGGGAGCAAUGCAGCAUUAUAAGCGGCGAAUGCUGCGAUCCUUUCCAGCAAUGCUGUCAGAUUGUCGUGACAAAAGAGGAAGAGCAGAGCAGGUACUGCUUUUAUUUAGGACCUCCACAGCACAUCUUGUGCUUGUGUUCUCACUACUACGACAUUGGAGGGGAAAGUAAGGAACUGGAUGGUGACAAGAGGAGGGUGCUUGAUCAGGCCAUUGAUGGCAUGCUAAUCGACGGAGAAGAAAUGAUCGCAUAUGCCAGAGAACGUUUAAACGGAUGCGACACAUGGCCAAUCCAAUCGAACGGCAUAAGUUACAUGGGAAUGGCGAGCUUGAAGGAUACAGAGAGGGCGGCGACAAGAACAGCAAUGUCGAAACUGAGAUCAGCUGGGAUUAGAACUGUAAUUGUCUCGGGGGAUGAUGUCGAAGUAUUGAAAAAUGGUGGGGUUCUUGAUCCUGAUGAUCCCGGCAGCCUGAUGCUCACUGCGAAGGAGUUCAGUGACUGGACAGAGGAGGAGAAGAUGGACAGGGUAGAAAGGAUAUGCAUAUUGGGGAACUGUCUACCGUCCGACAAGAUCGGUCUGAUCAAAUGCUUGCAAGGGAAAGGCCAAGUGGUGGCAUUCAUGGCGCAGCAAACUGUCGACGCUCCGGCGCUGGCGCAAGCCGAUAUAGGGAUCACGUUUGGAGCAUGGAGCUCGGAGAUUGCCCGCGAAUUCGGAGACAUAAACAUCCUCGACAGCUGCUACUUAGGCGUGGUGGCGAGCGCCGUCGAGGCCGGGAGAUGCUUCCUAGAGAAUGUCCGGAAGUACAUCCAGCUGCAGCUGAUCUUCGCCAUUUCCAGCUCCUCAAUUAACUUCAUUGCAACAGUUGCUCUCGGGGACGCCCCCAUAACUGCCCUCCAGCUCUUCUGGCUGAAUCUCGUGGUCGCAUUCCUCGGUGGAUUGGCCCUGCUGACGGGGCCGCCGCCGGCGCCGGAGACAGAUGAGGUGACGAGUGCUUUAUCCCAGAAGCUGAUAACGAAGGGAAUGUGGAGGAAUAUUGCGAUCCAGGCAUCUUACCAGACGACCGUUUUUGUGGCCCUUCAGCAUAGAGGAGAAGUGAUGAUGGGGAUAGAUGGGGAUCGUGUGAAGUCCAUGAUAUACAAUGGAUUCUUCCUCUGCCAGGCGUUUAAUAAAUUUAUAGCUAGAGAGCCUGAGAAGAAGAACAUCUUAAGUGGGCUGAGUCAUGCACGGCGGCACCGCUGGUUUUGGGCGGCGCUGGUUCUUACCGUGGUGGCUCAGGCGGGAUUUGCGGCGGCGGAAAGGGCGGGGCUGAAAUGGAAGGUAUGGGGCGUGUGCUUGCUCGUCGGCCUUAUUUCGUGCCUUUUGGAUUGGCUGGGAAAGAUUGUCAGCAAAUGCAUACGGGAUGUUGUCUCCAGCUGACAGGGGAAGUAGAGAGUUUAAUUUGUUAAAAAUUAGUGUAUAUCAGGAUGAUAUGAUAUGAUAUGUCGGGCACUGUGCAGCUAAUUAAAAAAAUAUUACUAUGUAAUGUAAUGUAGAUAUGUAAGGCUUUGGACUAGCUCGGAAUAGUCCAAAGUUGGAAAUCCCCAGUAAUAAUAAAACAGAUUGGUUGGGUUG